Molecule: messenger RNA, 1765 nt
Organism: Neohortaea acidophila
Lineage: Eukaryota; Fungi; Ascomycota; Dothideomycetes; Mycosphaerellales; Teratosphaeriaceae
Exons: 2
Coding region: 1-1500 (499 amino acids)
Source: RefSeq, a predicted model, not a curated record
AUGGCGGUCGGCUUCUGGGACUUGCCACUGUCCGUACGCGAAAAGAUAUACCGCUUGCAUCUCGUCCACCCUCACAAGAUUGGCCCGACACAGGUUCAUGAAGACCUCAAUUGUGGAUGGUGGGAUUCAGCCAUGCCUCCCAUCUGCCACAUCUCCCGCCAGGCCGAUAGAGAAGCCGCUCCGAUCUACUAUGGUGAGAACCAUUUUGAAUUCGGCGUCGCCCACCCACACAACCAGUUCGGCCGAGAGAACCCGCAGUGCCUGACAAAUAUGACCUCGCCUCGGCACUUGAAAUUGAUUCGUAAAGUUACCUGUCACUGGCCAUGCGACAAUGCGUACGACUGGUUCCUUCGCAUCUCACGAAUGAAGGGCUUGGAAGAGCUCUACAUCGGCGUGGAUGAGAAAGAUAUGGUGAACGACGCGAUGCGCGCACGAUACCCGAAGCGGACCUGGUCUCUCGAUGAGCUUUCACCGCAACACAUGCUCGCAAUCUCCCGUGCCCCUGGGAUGUCGGCCCUGCUCACCAUCUCCGGUGUUCCUAUGGUGCAGUUUGUCAAGAGGAAGGGCUACGAUGGUGCUGAGCAUGGUGGUCCAAUACCAGGCGGCUUCCUCGAGACGUAUGUUCGGCCAAGGCUGAUGGGCGCGCUGGGUGAUAGCCAGCUUGCAAAGGACCGUGACGAGCCACUCUCCUUCCUCGCCCUCCCACCCGAGCUGCGCAAUCGCGUAUAUUCCUUCCUCCUCGAGAUCGAUGGACCCAUCCAUCCGUCUAAUAAAGCUCCGAGCUCCCUACCCAAGUGCAACGUGUCCAAGAAACGCCCUGUCAAACCCACCGAAUCGGCACUCAGCAUCCUCGCGGUCAACCGGCAGAUCCACGAUGAAGCCAUGGGUAUCUUCUACGACCGCAACUCGUUCGAAUUCUACUACCCCACCCAGCUGCACGCGUUCUUCCUAUCCCUGGGACAACAACGCCAGCGCGUUGUUCGCGACAUCACGCUCCACUACUACAACGUCAAGUGCGGAGGCAUCAAUUUGGUCGACCUCACACUCCCGAUCGUCAGACAGCUGACGGGCUUGCGCCGACUGCACAUAGUCCUGAAGGAUGAAUUGAGCAAGCGCAUCAGCGGGAGAUAUCUCUGGGUGGAACAUAGCAUCAGAAGCGCCAAUCCCAUGGUGUUGCCGGGAAUCAAACUGCUCUUCUCCUUGCGAAACAUUAGCGAUAUCAAGAUUCACGAGACCAGUCUUGAAGAGGAUCUUGAGGAGCUGAAGUCUCGGGCAUUGUAUCCAGACUUCGCUAAGCAGACCAGGGCCUGGUGUCUGGUCAAGCUUUCGCAGAUGCUGGAUCAUGUGAACUUGGCGCUCUCGCUCGCGCAGAAAGGAGAGGUGAAUCGGGAGAUGAUGGAGGAUGAUUGGUGGCAUUUGGAGGACACAUGGCCGAAAUUGAUUGAGAACUCAAAGCAAGCUUCGCCAGCGGGUGAGGAUGGUCUCAAGGAUGGAUUGUGAGGAACGGCACUACUGUGGAGUGAUACUCCGGCUUGGCCUGCUGGUAACUGCUGUGAGCACUGCGUGUAUCUGUGGGUUGAAGGACAAUUGCGCGACUCAGUGUGCCUAUGGUGAGCGCUUCCAGCAGAGGAUGCGAGGUUGAAGAGCAUUCGGCAUGCAAAGGCGUGACGAGAUCGUUGGACAACGAUAAAAGUUGCUCGAGCGUAGAUCAAAGAUGAAGUGAGGUUGCAAACUCGAGCGCAUUUGGAGUCGUUGAAGCUAGCCG